Messenger RNA from Meleagris gallopavo (turkey), 1758 nucleotides. RefSeq names its product sorting nexin 33 (gene SNX33). Gene Ontology annotation, biological process: plasma membrane tubulation; intracellular protein transport; endosomal transport. The record is from RefSeq and is a predicted model, not a curated record. Lineage: Eukaryota; Metazoa; Chordata; Aves; Galliformes; Phasianidae. Gene Ontology annotation, cellular component: plasma membrane; cytoplasmic vesicle. Gene Ontology annotation, molecular function: protein binding; phosphatidylinositol binding.
GCCGGCCUCUCGUCCCAAGGCAGCUUCGAGGAUGACGACGACGACGAUUGGGAUGACUGGGACGACUCUUGCACGGUGGUGGAGGAGCCCCGCGGUGCUGCCGGCACCAACGGGCACCCGGCGGUGGGACCGGAGCCCUACGGAGCGCCCCGUGCCAAGCCGGCGCUGGAGAGGCAGGACAGCGUGGGCUCCUCCAAGAGGGGCAGCGUGGUGGGCAGGAACCUCAACCGCUUCUCCUGCUUCGUGCGCUCGGGCGUGGAGGCCUUCAUCCUUGGCGACGUGCCCCUCAUGUCCAAGAUCGCCGAGGCUUACGGCAUCGAGAUGGGCUCCAAGGGCCCACAGUGGCGAGCCAACCCGCACCCCUUCAUCUGCUCCGUGGAGGAUCCCACCAAGCAGACCAAAUUUAAGGGCAUCAAGAGCUACAUCUCCUACAAGCUGACCCCCAGCAACUUCAACUCGCCCGUGUACCGGCGCUACAAGCACUUUGACUGGCUCUACAACCGCCUGCUGCACAAGUUCACCAUCAUCUCGGUGCCCCACCUGCCUGAGAAGCAGGCCACGGGGCGCUUCGAGGAGGACUUCAUCGAGAAGCGCAAGCGGCGCCUGAUCCUGUGGAUGGAGCACAUGACGAGCCACCCCGUCCUGUCGCAGUACGAGGGCUUCCAGCACUUCCUCCGCUGCCGCGAUGAGAAGCAGUGGAAGCUGGGCAAGAGGCGGGCUGAGAAGGACGAGAUGGUGGGCGCCAGCUUCCUGCUCACCAUCCAGAUCCCCACCGAGCACCAGGACCUGCAGGACGUGGAGGACCGCGUGGACGCCUUCAAGGCCUUCAGCAAGAAGAUGGACGACAGCGUCCUGCAGCUGACCAACGUGGCCUCCGAGCUGGUGCGCAAACACGUGGGGGGGUUCCGCAAGGAGUUCCAGAAGCUGGGCAAUGCCUUCCAAGCCAUCAGCUACUCCUUCCAGAUGGACCCCCCCUACAGCUUAGAUGCCCUCAACAAUGCCAUCUCCCACACGGGCAAGACGUACGAGGCUGUGGGGGAGAUGUUUGCGGAGCAGCCCAAGAAUGACCUCUUCCUCAUGCUGGACACUCUCUCUUUGUAUCAGGGGCUCCUUUCCAACUUCCCAGACAUCAUCCACCUCCAGAAAGGAGCCUUUGCAAAGGUGAAGGAGAGCCAGAGGAUGAGCGACGAGGGCCGGAUGGACCAGGAGGAGGCGGAUGGGAUUCGCAAGCGCUGCCGCGUGGUGGGCUUCGCCCUGCAAGCUGAGAUGAACCACUUCCACGAGCGGCGCGUGGCCGACUUCAAGAGGAUGAUGCAGUCCUACCUGAAGCAGCAGAUCAUCUUCUACCAGCGUGUCAGCCAGCAGCUGGAGAAGACGCUGCGCAUGUAUGACAACCUCUAACACACCUGCCUGCCGCCCGUCUCGCAUCGCACCGCUUUCAGCCACAGCCUCACGGAGCAUCUCUGCUUGGGAGGGCUGAGAACGGGUGGGAACUCAUGACGCUAGUGACCAAAUACCUUUGGGCUUUCCUCCAGCCUGGCUGCAGGACUGUGGUGAGGACAUGUGUGCUCCCACGGGACAGAUGGACAUGUGUGCCUUUGGCACUGCCCCGUGGUUUUUAGCUCUCCAAAAACCCGUCCUCGUGGAGCACUGCGGCUCACUGGGAGGAGAAAUCCAAGCGGUCGACAUUUUGCACAAUGAAAGUUUUUCUGAUGGGAAAGAAAACACAAAAAGAUCUUUAUUUGGAAGAGGGUUUUC